This is a messenger RNA of Stylonychia lemnae, 1947 nucleotides long. The record is from the annotation of a GenBank genome assembly. Lineage: Eukaryota; Ciliophora; Spirotrichea; Sporadotrichida; Oxytrichidae.
AUGAGUGAAAACAUCUAAGAACUAUAGUCAAUUAUUGAAACAUAGACGGAGCAGAUUAAUUAACUAUUAGCCAGAGAGUAGGAGCUUCUAAGUUUAGAGCAGGAACAAAUCUCAAAUCUUGAAGUGAAAACUUAAAAAAUUAUAGGCCUCGGCUACACUGAAGAUAGAAUAAAAUAUUGGACCGAUCAUCAAGAAACAAUCAAAGCACUGCAAAAGGAAUUAGUGGAUGUUACUUUUGGAUAUUCUGCUAGAGGAGCUAUUGCACCAGAUGUUAAAGCUAGCAUUAUUGGAGAAUUCAAUGACUGGAAGCCUGAACCUAUGACAAGAAUUUCAAACAACAUCUUUAUUUAUAAAACAAAAGUCCUUGGCGGUUAUUUGCACAAGUUUAGAACAGUUCUUUCAAGCUAACCUGAUUAGUUAAUUGAUUAUACUCAAUCUUUGAGUCCUGCCCAAUUUGCUGGUGAGAUGUCCUCUAAUUUAAAGGAAUCAUUUGAUUCUAAAUUAUUUUGUCUAAAUGUUUUAGAUCGAGAGUUGCUCCUAUCUAUGCUGUAUAUGAGUCCUAUAACCAAGGAAAAAUUACAAUCAGAAUUCUAAAUUAACAAAGCGUAAUUUGAUGAACUGGAAACCGGAGUUUCAGAACUUGAUCAUAAUCUAGUUAACUAGUUACAAACACUUGAUGAGCCAACAAUCAGAAACCUACUACAAUAAUCUCUAGGGCUGAAUAAAAUUUUAUCUACUUAACUCUAAUUUUUGAAAUAAUGUGGAGAGUCUGCUGGCGCAUUACAAGAAAAGCUAUUAGUUAACCAGACUGCUGAGUUAAUAAGCAGCACCACAUAAAAAAUGGACCAAAUUAGUGAUGUAAUUAAGCAAAUAGUUGCAGGAAGAUUCAUACGUAAUAAGGAUAAUAAUAAUAACAAUUACUUUAUGAUAUAAGGUUAUAAUGAAGCCAAUAAUAAAAUUCACAUAAUAAGGACUUUUGACCCAAAUGGAAUUUUAAUUACAGAUAAAUACAGCUAAAGCUGCUAACAAUUGGAUGAAGCUACUUUCACAUCAUAGUAUUAAAUGCUUACUCCUGAGGAAUAAAAAGUUUUCGUAAAUGACAUGUUAUCAAAUAGCAGUCAUGUUCUGAAUCUAAAAUAUUAAAGAGCUGAAGUAGAUGGAUAGAAAAAAUAUGAACUUGUUGAGAUACAUCCAUCAGGAAUAAAUUUAAAUGAUUAUUAGGUUAUGCAUAAUAGUUAAGGAUUGCCAAGUUAUGUAUUACAUAGCUCCGCAGGAGAGAUAAAAUGCAGAAUCACAGAAUCUGGUAAAGAGUUUAGUUAUGAUAAGAAUCAAUAUAUUACGAUUUAUACUUCUGAGCACUCACCAACUUCUCUCAAUAUCUUUCAUAUCCACUUAAUUGAUGAAAGCGAGGAUUAAUAAAUAUUGCAAGCUUGCUAUAUUAGAGAUGAUUAAUCCAUCUCUGAUUUCUAAACAUUUGAACAGGAUUAAAAUGGACAAGUUCCCAGAUAUAAAGUAAUUAUUUAAGCCUAAAAGGUUCAAGCAAUUCUCUAUAAUGGUUAAAAUGGAGUUGAAAAUUUAAACUUUUGUGAAGAUAGAUUUGAUCAGAACUCUUAAAAUUAAAUUAAUUCUUAUGACAUUCAUGCUCUAUCUCAACAAUAGGUUAUCUGUAAGAUAGCAAAGAUACCCCUAGGAUUAAUUGCAAUUCAAGAUCAGCCAAACUAAUUAAUUAAUGAAGAUCCACUUUUUAGACUUAGCAGCUUUUGUCGUGAAAGAUUUCAUUUUGAUUAAUGGCCAGGCUAUAUUGACAUCAAUGUUAAAUCACUUAAUGAAAAUAAGAGCUUGUUACUAAAUGAUAUUAAACUAGCAGUGCCAGUUUGUGCUUUAAAACUUGUUGGCUUUGAUGCAUAAGAAAAUUUAAAAAAAUUAAUGCAGAAAAAUCAAUAAUGA